Messenger RNA from Triplophysa dalaica, 2144 nucleotides. RefSeq names its product myosin-9. Bases 406 to 2040 code for a protein of 544 amino acids. NCBI's taxonomy places the organism in Eukaryota, Metazoa, Chordata, Actinopteri, Cypriniformes, Nemacheilidae. The record is from RefSeq and is a predicted model, not a curated record. The transcript is spliced from 7 exons.
UUAUCAUAUCAUGUGGCAUGUUGAGCACAGGUUUGACCGUAAUCUAAAGCACAAGGACUAUUUAUUUUCUUCAAGAAAUGCGAAAGUAUUAUUGUUUUCUUUCUUUGACCCGUUUAUCAGUACUGUUAACCCAGCCCACAACAGAAAGCUGAGAAACAUAAGUCUGCAAUUAGUCAGGGAUGGGGUGAUCUGUGUUUCAAACCAUUCGUUAGCGUCAAGUUUCUGCUCUCUGUGAGUUGGUAUAACAUUUCCUAAUAAAUAAUUGACCUGAGCCGCAUGUUGAUGAGUCUCCUUAGUUCUGAGCGCAUUCACUUGCAUGCCGGGACUCUGCGGCAGAAGCAAAAUACAUCACAUCAAAACUACAGAUUCAGGUCAAAAUUGGGAGAUUCUGCUCUAAAUUAAAUUAUGACUCUGAGGGCCAGUUCUCAUGGGGAGCUCCAGGCUCUCAGUUUAUUGAAGAGCCCUGCUUCAGACAGCGGUCUCUUCAAAUCUCUUUCUCACAGCACCAAUAAUAUUGGCAACCGCUUACAGAGCAUCGAGGAGCUUAAGGGAGUUUUGAAGCCCACACACCCUCCUCGAAGACCCGUUCGUGCGGUCCGACCCGUCAGUGCUCUAAGCGCUAGUGGCUCAUUCUUGCAAAUCAACCACCUGCAGGGGGAACUGGUGAGGAAGAGGAAGGAAUGUGAAGACCUAAAAAAGGAGAAUAAAUACCUCUCUAAUGAAAUACACAUGGAAAGGAUCAUGAUGAGAACUGAGAACGAGCUCACCAUGAGGAACCUGCGGAACCUCAACCAGGAACUCCAGGUCCAAGUUAAAGAGUUAAACCAGAAGCUACAUCUCAGCCAGCAGAGGGCGACACUGUGCUCCAGGGCAGCUGAGGAUGCUGACAGAACCCGAGCAGAGGCGGAUAAAAAUAGAGCCCUAGCAGAAGCCCGGGCACUGGACAACCGGGAGGAGAAAGAUUUUGUGAUAUCUGAAAAAACAAGGCUCAGUGAGGUGCUACACCAGCUGAAGAAAGAGCACACAGAUGUUAAGCAACUUUUAGCACAAACUGAGAGGAAUUACUUCGAGACCAAGAUUAAACUAGACCGCGUGUCUGGAGAAAAGCAAGUUCUCCUGGAAGAAAACAAAGAACUGGAAAAUGAGAGAAACACAUUACGAAACAAACUGAAGGAGCUGACAGAGGAAAAUGUGAAGAUUAUGGAAAAGGAGGUGAACUCCAGACGUAGAGCUCUGGUCGCUGAAGAAUAUAGUGAGAGAGCCAAAAAAGCCCAACAAGAUGCAGAGCAGGAAAGAAAUCUAGCCGAGAGAGAAAAGGAAGAUCGCACCAGGGAGUGUCUUUCCUGGAGAGAGAAACAUCAGGAUCUGGCAGAAAUCAUCAGGGCCCAGGAGGAGCUGAAGUCUCAGAGGCAAACCAAAGCAUGCCAAGCUAACAUUAAGAGCUUCUUCCUGUGUAUGACUGAGAGCGACCAGAGGGUUAAGCUUCUAAAAAAUCAAGAUGGUACACCAAGGAACUUCACAGUAAUUUCAUUUUCCUUUCAUUCAUCUUUAGCAAAAUACAUUAAUUGUAUUAUUCAACCGUCUAAAAAACAUGCUAUCACUAGGAAGGAGAUCCUGUGUACAUUUCCACACCUGAUCCCAGCAGUGAGGAUUCAGAAAGGAGCUCAGGGAGCAGAACUAUGUUUAGAGUGGCUGCACCUCGGGUUAGAAGGGACACAGGACCAGCCCAUUUCAGUGAACUGUCACCAAUGGGAGAAUCCCACGAUUCUGGGUUUCAAAGGAGAAGCAGAAAGGUUGAAUAUUUCUGGAUCCCCACGGAUGAGGAAUAAUGCAAAAACGAAAAAAUCCUGCCAUAUUUUGUUUGCUCUAACUUCAAACAUUUUUCCAAAUUUAAAAAGCGAAAAGUUCCUACCUAAAUUAACAUUUUUUUUUGCAUCUCACAAAAACGGACAAGUAAAUAUAUUGAUCAAGUAUUUUCUUUAUUGUAAAUUCAGCAAUAGUGGUGAUGAAUACAGCAAAAUAUGCUUUACAAUGUCAUGAUCAUAAACCAUUUAAUUUCUUACAUCUGGAUUGCCGUUUAACAAACAAGAAUAACUUUGUCAAAUAAUUAAAACACCUGACAAUAAACGGUUGUUGUCAAACCA